Molecule: messenger RNA, 297 nt
Organism: Auanema sp. JU1783
Lineage: Eukaryota; Metazoa; Nematoda; Chromadorea; Rhabditida; Rhabditidae
Source: the annotation of a GenBank genome assembly
CUGUCAACAUACCCUGCUUCUAUCACAGAGGAGGCUAGAGAUUUGGCGGUUAAAUUGAGGGCAGAAGGGGAACAUAAGAGAUUGAUGACUCCAGAAAUGGUUUUAAGGCGUAUCUUAGUUCGAACUGCACAUAGGUUAAGACAAGGUGCUGUUAUGAGUCGAUCAGCGAGCGAAGAUGCCAUCAAGAAUUACUUCAAAGAAAUCCGAACAAGUCUGCUAAAAGGCGUUGGUGAAGCCGAAGCAUUGUUUGAAAAUCCGGAUGAAGUGAAAUGCUCACAAGAGAGUUUACCUGAAUGA